Porites lobata is the source of this 11275-nucleotide messenger RNA. The record is from the annotation of a GenBank genome assembly. Lineage: Eukaryota; Metazoa; Cnidaria; Anthozoa; Scleractinia; Poritidae.
UGUUGUAACACGUGCAAGAUCAAGAUGGCGGACGGAGAAAACGAGUUCGAGCGACCUCGCAAAGUACCGAGAACGUUAAAAGAAAAGGAUUCUGGAAAGCGACUUAUCGUGAUUCUUGAGAACGCUUCCCUAGAGGCAGUUAAGGUAGGAGAAAAUCUGACAUGUAGGGGCACAAGUUGUCUGUUUUUGCAAGGAUGUGAAAGUGUUGAUUUCAUUCACGGUGAUGUUUUCAUGUAUGCUUACUCUUCUUUUAUUUUAGAAUGGAAAAAAUUUUGAGUUACUAAACUGUGACAGACACAAAACAAUUAUGAAGAAGAACAAAAAAGACCCUGCAUCUGCUCGUCCAGAUAUCGCACACCAGGUGAGCCGAUUGUGAAUUCGAACGUUUUACCACGGGGACGUUCCAUUUUUAUUCUGUUUUAUUCCGAACCCCACCCCACCCCCACCCCCCCGUCCGAAGCACGUAACCCUUUGAAAAAACCUUUCCAACCUCUCCCCAUCCCCUCAUUUUCUUUGGUCCUUUGAACUCGGCAGAUAACUAGUAAGGAGUAUCCCAUUAAUCUGGUCUCAGUGGACUGUAGUUAAAAGACCUGUUUUCACAUAGCCUGAGUAUCAGGCGUUUCUGGGGAAAAGGGGAAAAAUGGAAGCGAAAAAGGGAGAGAGGUGAAAGAGAGAAACGCCUGACACAGAUGCUUUUACUGGAGCCUUCCACCCCCACAUAGCAUGAUUCGAUACCAUCCAAUCAAAAUCACUUCCGGUCAUUGGAUUGUGAGCUUCACAUGUCAAAAAGCUCGCCUAAAAUAAAUCUCACUUUACGGUCUGGCCGAGCUCCGGUGCUUGUGUUGCUAUGAUUUCGCUUUUUUCUGAAACCUCCAAUGAGGAGUUUUCGAAUACUUGUAAUGUAAAACCUGCCGUUUAUGAGGAAUUAUAACAGGUUUUAGGAAUUGUGCUAGUGUAAGAUCGCCAACGGUCUGUUUGUAAAUAAACGUAUGUCCAGAAAAUUGUAAAUUGCUUUUGUUUACAGAGUUAAAUUAGGCACUUGUCUGGCAGCUAAAAAGCUGAUGUUAUCCCUCGUAUUCCCGGGUGGUUGAAAGGAGCUGCAAGAAUAAAUAUGAAGGUGCAAUGGUCAAACACCUAUGCCCAGAAAUUAUCAAGCAGCAGCAAAUUCCACCACUUCAAAGAGAGCUCGAGAAAGCUGUUACAAGUUCAAAAAGAAGUGAGAGCCUAUAGCAAAGGUCAAUCCCGUUGGCGAAAUAUGAUGGCGCCCGCUUAAGCUUAAGACAUUUCAAUUGGAAGAGGAAGCGAACGAAUUCUAAUCACGUACGUUAUCGUAACCGCCACAAGCAAAGUCAAGCUUUUCAAAAGCAUUAGUGCUGUCGGCUAUCCCCGCGGCUAUCUCUAUUUUCAUUUACAGUAACAAUACCCUUUUAACGGCAGGAUGUUGUAAAUCAGAACUUAGAUAUCUGAAACACUGAUAUUAUCUUCUUUGUCCCGGUCUUGUGAAACCAAUACUCGGACAUUAAGUUUCGGCAGAAGAUGGUAUAUGAGGCUUUUCCAUACUCCGAGUGCAUCUUUCCUUUAAACUACGAGGCCUUGAAAACACAAUUCUUGCUCGGGUUUUAUUUUAUUCCAGGAAAGAACUUGAGAUCGCCCUCUAGAACCUUUUUGCAUUCCUCUCUGCGUCUCUGUCUGUAAAAGUAUCACAUACCGGUAACAUGAAAUCAAAACAUCUAUGAAAAAUUUCAGUGACAGUCUCCUUGUCGAUCGCUCUUGCGGUCGGUGACGUCAGGGGAUAUUGUUUGUUAUCCAAUCACUGCCACAUCCAGAUUUUGGAUGUGUCACACGAUUUGCUGAAUGGUUUUGUGUCAGGCCUUCCUUUCUCUUCUCCCCCUCCCCCCUCCCCCAUCUAAAAUCUCUUCUCCCCUAGCCCCGUAGGAAGGCCUGAUACUCAGGCUAGUUUUCACAGUACAUCUGUGUUACAUAUAGUGUGCUUAUGCGAUUAUCAGCAGCCAUCCCGGCGGGGUAACUCCAGGGACACAUACGUGCUUGGUGCAGGAUUUGUCAACUGUGACCCUCCACGGGAAAACGUACACUAACGACCUUCCGUUAAACGGGCUAAAACGUUAGCUAUCCGUUAGUCAUCCGUUAGAAAAAUUGAUGAAAACCAUUAGUAGCGUUGGUAAAUCAGUUAGCUGGUGACUCUUGCCUGUCAGAGCGUUAAUCAUAUCCAUUAGUGGCGUUGGUUAAUCUGUUAGCACCCGAUCCUUGCCCGUUAGAGCGUUAGCCGUAUCCUUUCCUUGGUCAAUCCGUUAGUCUGAUGAUCUUUACUCGUUAGAAAACUUAGCGACAACUAACAUUCGUUUCUGAUAAUGGAAACUCGAAAGACGCUAAAGAGAGCUUCUGAGAGUUCUGUUUUUGUGCUCUCUUGCACAAAGCAUCCGGUGACAAAAGUGUCAGCUUUAUUUGUUACAAUGAUAUUUCUGGCAAGAUGCACAGAGACAAUUGAAACAGCAAAAUACUCUGUCUUAAACGUUGAAUUUCGUUACAAAAGUGUUUAUGAUGCGCCAUUUAUUGAUAGUAAUUCACAGGCAAGUCAUUGUUAUAAAAAAUUAUUGGCAUGUGCCGCCGAGUGUGAAUUUGUGGCGUCACGAGAAACAAAAAUGUGAUAUCUCUGGUUCCACAAGGCACACAAAGUCGAUUGAAAGGGCAAAAUACCCUGUCUUCGACGCUCAAUUUCGUUACAAAAUUGUUCAUGAUGCACCAAUUAUUGACGAGUAAUUUUUUCACAAGCAUAGUUCAUAGACUGUUUAUUUGGCAUGUGCCGCUGAGUGUGAAUUUGUGGCGUCACGACAAGCGAUGUGAUAACUCUGGUUCUACAAGGCGCACAAAGUCGAUUGAAACGGCAAAAUACUCUGUUUAAAACGCUGAAUUUCGUUACGAAAGUGUUCAUGAUGCGCCAGUUAUUGAUGAGUAAUUGUUUAUUUGGCAUGUGUUGCCAAGCGUGAAUUUGUGGCGUCACGAGAAAAAAGAAUGUGGUAUCCCUGGUUCUACAAGGUGCACCAAGUCGAUUGAAACGGCAAAUGAACAAAUUUUUUGAAUGGAGAAUUAUAACCCAAGCUGUUCGAAUGGCUUCCUACCAUAAUUAUUCUCUUCAACACCCCCCACUGCAGAAUUCCGUUCCUUAAGUUAACCCAUAAAGCGGUUCGAAUACUUUGAUAUGCUGGCUUCAGUUCAUCAGGUUAUCAAAGAAAUUUGCAUAAAGCAUGUGAACAUGAAGUGUCAAUCAACCGGAGAUAAAUGGUUUUUUUUUUACAAUAAAUGUAGAUAAACGUUGUGUGAUCGAUACACAGCCGCGUGCUGGAAAAAGUUAUUUUGAAGAGAAAAAAAUGGAGUUGGAUUAUGUGACUGGUGCCACCGAUAAUCUUUGAAAGCGCUAUUAAAAGUGUGAACGCAUUUCAGCGAACACUUUCCCUGUGGGCCUCUGCUCACAGGGUAGCGCUGGUUUCGUUCAUAUUUUUGGUCGUCAUUGGGUCAUCACGCAACACUUCCGCUGCUCUUCAUUCCCGGUGGAUCAAAUUUCAACAAAAAUUUGCAUAAAGUUGUUUAGUUCGAAAUGUCAAUGAGCGAGAGUCGACUAAUAUUAUUUUAAUUUUCCACCAAAGUCAAAGGUCCACUGAUGCAUUUUUGGAAUAAGAUAACUAAGAUGGAUUGAGAUAACCUGCCAGACAUUCGCUGUAGUUGGUUAGCGGAUUCUCAACAAGAGACGCUUUUGACUGUCGGCCGCAGUUGUUUGUUGAUGGUGGUCUGGUGUCGCUUUUUCGCUCAAUGACGACUCCGUUUUUCGGCUUGUUUCGUUAGGGACAAUUGCCAAUGUCACGUAGAAAACAAAGAGGAAUGGAAAGUGAAUUGUCACAAGCGUAACUGUCGCAAACUAUUUUCCUUUUUUUUAGUAUUAUUUUUUGUCGAUGUUUUGGGAGAAUUGAGUCAUGUCACUUGUCGAUUCUACCCCUUGGAAGCCCUGAUUGAAUGUUAUUAUCAGUUUUAGCCGUUGCAAAACCACGCUUUCUUUCUUUGAUCGACCGUUUAACUAACGACUUCGCUAAAAGGCAAGAGAUAAUACGUGACCGAUUCGAUUCAUUUCAUUCUGAUUCAAUUUCCGCGGUUCAUGUGUUAUUUCAUUAUUAUACAUCAUUCACAACUUAUGAUCCGUUUAUUUUAUAGAAUUAAGACUUUAGUGGUGAUCAGUCACUAGAACUUUAGUAUAAACCGUUAGAACGUUAACGAGAACCGUUGGAGCGUUAGAGCGGACCGUUGGACCGUUAGGACGACCCGUUAGAGCGUUAAGACAAACCAUUAGAAGGCCAGGGCCGAGCAUUAGAACGUUAGUACAAAGCGUUAGAAUGACUUCAGAGCCGUUAGCAAUCCGUUAAGUAUCUGUUAGUUUUCUAACGUUUAAUGGAAGGUCAUUAGUGUACGUUUUCCCGUGGAGGGUCACAACUUUGUUCGUUAAUUUUAAGCUGGGGAUGAGGGGAUUGGAUUGCUCUUAGACUUUCGCAGCGGGAUCUUCUGGUGAAGACCCGUGGGAUUUGUAGCGCCACCGCCAUUUGGCAAAUGGAGCUUGAAACGAGUGCCGUUCCCAUCUGCAAAAGGACUGGGUAUGUUGGUGAACACGUUCUGGCAAAAUGGCGACAGAAAAGAUGGUAAACAACUUUCAUAUUUCUCUUUUAUCCUGCUCCUUGUAACUGGCCAUCCUUUGCUUACAUAGCAAGUAUAUUUUUUGGAAGAAAACUAUGAUUCCUUCUAUAGAACUCUUUUGAAAUAUUGCACCUUUUGACUUGCAGAGCACACUACUUUGCCCCCAGGGGAGGGGCAUUAGUAGCUUUUUGUAAACAAUCUUGGUUUUGGGUAGGGGCGGUUUGUAAAUGUUGUUGUGCAAUCCCGGGGGAGUUCCCUGUGGUCACCCCCUCCGGGAUGGCCGCUGAUUAGUGCAUUACAGUGAUCCUACAACGUGAAUCCAAUCAUCUAGAUCAAACCUACUACAGAAGUUAGUUGUGGUCAUAACUAGUAAACAAUACUCAUUUCCUUGUAGCAGUAACUAAUGCAGUACAUCUGCUAGCCUGUGUAAAAGGGGAUGGAAACCGAAUGUAAACGUUAAAAAAAAAUAGCAGUGAAAGAUUUUGUGGAGAUAACUCUGCUUCUGGGGGAGGACGAGCCUCAUUUGAAAAUUUAUUUUCGCCGUCGGGAAGAGUUAAAUGUGCUAGGCUGAUUUUAGCUGAUUGUUGUGGCUCUGCUGGGUUGCAAUUAACCAGAAACGAAAACUUGUCAGAACAGGUCUGCAGACUUUGUGGUUGCAAAAUUAGAAACGUAGCUGAACUGUACAGUUUCAUCCAGAAAGCUGUAAGCAACACUAAUGUCGAGGAAGAUGUACAUUGAGAGGCUGUGGAAUAUCGAAACAAAAGACAGCUUCCCACCACUAUCACGCCAGAAAGAAGCAAUGUAGGAAAGAAACGUCUCGAAUCUGAUGGUGAACAGCUGACAAAAGGAAGCCCUGGAGAGGUUAAUUCUACAAAGACCUUGUUUGCAGAAAGCUGAACAGUGAGUGACUUGAGGGAUGCAGAUUGGGAAUUGCUGGUCUUGAAACAUUUUAUACACAGAUUCCUGAGCAAGUAACACUUACACUCGCGGGACAGGAUGCCGAUAUUUUGCUGAAUUAUUGUAGUACAGAAGAUAUUACUGGAAAGCCAAGCACUCAGCUUAGGGCACCGGUACCGGUAUCGAUUUUGAAUCCUAACGGAGAAGUCAUCAUUCAGAAACUGUUUGACAACAUGAGGCAGGCUAACUGAAAUCGCCAGUUUGGUUUGCUGAAUAAGCUUGUUCUUUUGUCUGAUUGCAACCAAUCAGAAUUUGCGGACACCAGCGUCAGCAGAGGUGAACAAACCGGGAUUAUUAUAGCAGGCGUUCCCUUCCUUCUCUCCCCAAUCCCCUGUCCUUUUUUUCCUACCUCCUUCUUUUCUUUCUUACCCCCCCCCCCCCCCCUUUAACGCCUGCUACGCUGGCUAUACAUCUACAAAUUCUCAUCAGUUUGGGACAUUUCAUUUUUUUAUCCAAAUCCUCCUUACCAGGCAGACUGAGCUCUGCUGCAGUUGUUGUUGUUGUUGUUGAUACAUGGUGCAGCACCUUGUUUGACAGAUUAAGCUGAUUUAGCAACAGAACAGGAACGGCAGAUAAGGACAGCACGCAGAAAUCAAACAACUGGCUUGACCAGUGACUGGGCGGCAAAUUGGGCACCGGAGGUCAAGUUUAGUCCUUUUCGGCGCUUUCCCGUGGUCAAAUGACGUUCCCGUUCUGUUGCUAAAUCAGCCUAAUGACAGCAAGGGAGUUGACCAACCUCAUUGUGAGGGUUUGCUUCACUGGGUUUACAAUAGCUGGUCAUUGGCUCGAAUCCUGUCAGAGACUCCUGUCCCAUGCUUGUGACUUGCUGAUUAUCGUCAAGAAAUUUCUUGAUGAAAGAUUGCAUGACACUGACAAAUAACAUCUUUCACCUUCAUUUACUGAGCUUAAAAAACACCAUCUUUCUUUAUUUUAAUGUACAUGUAUUUUCCUUGUCCCUUUGUUGCAUAUUAGCCUAUGCAUGUUUAGCCUCCCAUGCAGAUGUUCUCUUAUCUCUUCACUACUCAAGGAGAGAUUGCAUGGGAGGCUAGUGUAUGUUGGUCCAGGGAUCAAAACUGAUGAUUUAUCUCUUUUUUCAGUGUCUGCUCAUGUUAAUGGACAGUCCACUGAAUAAAGCGGGACUUUUGCAAGUCUACAUUCAUACCGAGAAAAACGUACUAAUAGAGAUAAACCCUCACACAAGAAUUCCACGCACUUUUGAUCGGUUUUGUGGGCUGAUGGGUAAGGUUGCAUUUUGAUUAUUAUUUAUUAUUAUUAUUAUUAUUAUUAUUAUUAUUAUUAUUUAGUAAUGUCAAUAUUAUUUGCCAUUUUAUGAUGUAGGCUAGUUAUCUUUUGUCAGUAUUAAAUUUGAAUGAUCAUCUUACUUUUAAACUGUCAAGAAAUAUCACUUUUUAUUGGUGUAAUUUUUGUUGUGUUUCCUCAUUAUUAAAAAAUUUUAAAACUUUAUUCAUGAAACUUGGUGUUGGUGGCUUGUUGUGUGUUUUUAAGUAGGUCUAAAUUUCAUAGUUUAUUGACAUUUGUCCCUGUUCUUUUAUUUCAAGUUCAGUUGCUGCAUAAGCUUAGCAUCCAUGCUGCAGAUGGACCCCAAAAGCUACUAAAGGUACAACAAAAUAACUUCUUUCAGUUAAGAAAACUUUCAUUGUAAAAGGCUAGUGAAAAGUAACUUUCGGUUGAAGGUAAGGAAUGACUGGAAAUAUGUCUGCAUUCGCAGGUUAUCUAGUGAGGGGUUGCAACAAAUUACAAUCCAUGAAAUUCCUUAAGUAGUUGUUAAGCUGUUGACCAUGAUGAUUGCAGUAGAAGGCACAGAUAGCACCUGACUCGUUGAUUAUUCUUUUUUGUUCAGGUUAUUAAGAAUCCAGUGACAGAUCACUUACCAACAGGCUGCAAGAAAGUUGGUAGGUCCCUCUGGCUAGUUACAGAGUAAACUGUCGAAGUUAACUUAACAUACAUGUAGUUUGACUUGUCACCUGAAUGCUCCACUUGGAAACAGUCCUAGAAAUAAGUGAUCAAGGUAAAUCUUCCUCCUUGGAUAGAAGGUUGGCUGAUUUUCCUUGUGUCAUAAAGUGCAUGAGUUUCUGUGGGACCAUUUUUACAUAAUUGUUUCUUACCAUAUGCAACUGUAAUUAUUUCUUAUCACAUUUUAUAUACUGCCUUUGAUUUCUAGCUCCCCCUCCAUCCUCCAACACAUACAUUUUAAUAGCCAAAUCAUAUUUUUACAUUUCUAUUCAGAUCCUACAUAAAAGAGGUAUAUACAAUGACUUUUUAGGCCCAUGGUCAAACCACUGUUAUUUCAAGUUAUUUUCAACGUGAUUGCUUUGGAUUUGAAUGCCUUGCUUUGCAGCUGUCUGAAAAUAAUGUUGUGCUUCUCUUUCAACAAAAUUAGUCAAAAGUAAAACUCCAACCUUUUUAUCGUAGUUUCAAGUAUUAACUCUGUUACUUAUUUGCUUUCAGGGACCUCAUUCCAUUCUGACAACCUCGUGAAAUUGAAGGACGUUAUUCCAAAGGAUGAGCCCAUUGUCUUUGUUGUCGGGGCUAUGGCUCAUGGCUCAGUAAGUCUCUUUACUUAUCAGCAAUUGUCUUGCAAAGUCCUUUUUGGGUGAAACAGUUGAAAUGUCACAAUUUUGUCUGCUAAGCACAUGGUGUGCUUUUUCACUUCGUUAAUGUUUAACAGUUUCUUUGACAUAUUACAGUUCAAGCUCUCGCAAGCGACCACCUCAUAAAUUCAAAAAAGUGGUUGUCAAUAGAGCUGGUUGCUUAAGAGAACUUCAGAAACUCAUUAAUAAUUUAUAAAGAAAAAACAAGAGAAAUGAAUAUUUUCAUGUUGACUGAAGUGAGUGGUCAUUGCCAUGUAGGCUAAGUUGCGCUAGGGAAAUGACCUUGAUUAUUUUUUUUACAAAUACAAAACUUCUCUGUGCAAACCAUUAGCACAUGGUGCAGUGUCAUAUUGAAGUGUUGAUUUAUAUGAUUAAGGCUCUGUGUGGUUGUAUACAAGAGCUUGGAUCGAAAAGUCCAGUUGGGUAAUCCCAAAGGUGGUCAUGGUCGCUUACGAGAGCUCAAGAUCACAGCUCAAAUGGGGUUUCACAAAGGUGGUCAUAACUAGAGCUGGUCGCUUAUGAGAGUGGUCGCAAGGAGAGCUUUGACUGUAUUUAACUUAUCUGCUGUACCCAUUUUUUUUUCUUUAUUACUAUGAAUUAGAGACUUCAGAAUUUAACAUUUCUGGUGUAUGGGUACGGGUAAUUUACCCAAAGCCAAAUCUUGUAAUACUGCUAAGCAUCAUGGGCAGGCCUUUCAUGGGCAAGGUCUUUCAUAUUAAAACUGACUAUAGGCACUAAUGAGGUAACAAUAGGGGCCUUUAAUUGGCUUUAUUCUGUAAUAAGAUCAGCCAAAAGUAACUCUAGAAAUCUCAACAGACAGACUGAAAUCUUGCACAUUUGCAGGCCGUGACGUAGAUUCUUGAAGAGAUUUAUGCAAUGACUUACAGAACAAUAUUUUUGUCAGUAACGUACUGCUUAGUGACUUCAAAUUCUCAGUGGAACUGGAGGAAGCCUUUGAAGUCUUUCGGUGUGUUCUUGCAUUUAUUACAACAUUCUAAUAAUAUUAUUCAAACUCCCCGGAAGGCUCGACAUUCUUGCUUUCAUCUGUUGCAACUGUUAAAUAGUUUGGAGGACUCAAUUUAUGAUGUGUACUGUUUGUUUAGUGUGAAACAAUUUUUGUACUCUCGUGAGUCGAUUAUUACAAUAUGAUGUCAUUCUUAAUAUUUUUCCUUUUUCAGAUUGAUGUUCCUUACGUAGAAGAAACUGUAGCGAUCAGUCAGUACCCUUUAUCAGGAGCGUUAACGUGCUCCAAAAUAUGCACAGCGUUUGAGGAAGCGUGGGGAAUUUUAUGAGUAGCAAACAUAGCCGUGUAUACAAGCCAUCCACGGAUGAUAUGGGAAAGACUCCUUAGUGUUCUUGUGCUUAUCGGAACUGAGAAGCACAUAAUAACGUGAAGGACAAUUACACUGAUUGCGAGGCUGCACUAAAUUUUAGCAAAGUUUUGAUAAUUCUGUGAGGAGUCUUACAUUGUAACAAGAAGUUUCUUGUUCAGUUUGGCAACACUGAGUGAUCACUUACCGCGAAACUACUUCCAAGAAGCGACGGCAGCGAAAAAAGGUGUCAUUAUUAAAAUGAAUUCAUCUUUUCAAACGUGGUCGCGGUUAUUCCAACUCGCUCAAAAUGCCUCGUUUAUAUAGGUGAAAUUUCUUGAAGCUGAAUUCAUGGGAAGCGCUACUCAGUAAUCUAGAAAGAGGACAUGGAUUCGUCGUCGUGUGGUCACGUCCAGUGACGGCGAAGAAGUUUCCUUAAAGGUGUAACGCAGGUGCAAAGUUAUUGUUUUGCUCUUUUAAGGGGCUGUGACGUCACGGCUGUCUGGUUCAUUUUGUCAAUACGGAGCUUGAGCAACGACAAUGGCGACGUCAACGAGAACGGCAAAAGACAGCAAAAGUUUCAUGCAGAUCGCGUGAUUAUCGGUUUAGAUUUCCAGAAUUUGGAAACAGCGUGAUUGGCAGCAAAAGUCUGCACUCAUCAGGCGUUUGUGGGGAGGGAAGAAAUACGAGUGCGUUUCGACAAUGGCGACGUCAACGAGAACGGCGAACACGUGAAAAAACAACAACUGCGGAAUUUCCGUCAGGACGCUUUGCAUGACUGCGACCACGUGAAAAUGCGGAAUUUCACGUAUUGUGGAGAACGUGAACACAAAACAACGACUUUGCUUUUCUUUUUUUGAACUUCGUUAAACUCUUUUAGAAUUCAACUACAGCAUUUAACAAAUUGAACGAGAUGGAAUAAGUGCGAUGAAUUUGCUGUGUUAUUUAUUCCUUCUUUUUACGUUUUGAGCGGUUUAUUUUUAUGAUUCACUCAAUUUGGUGGCAGUUCCCACUGUUUGAAUUUUGAUAAAAAUAGUGACACAGCUCCUUAUUUUAAACCGAUUGCUUUUUUGACGUUCUCGGUGCCUUUGCGUCUUCGCUUCUGAAAAAAGUCCUUGAACGGUAGUCCAAAGAAAAUUUCUUAUGGGGGCCCGAGAAAAUGAAUUUCACAUUUCACAAAAUUACAUCUUUCACUUGAAAUUUACAGAGAUUUACCUGUGUUUUCACAUUUCUUGUGAAAUUUGACCAUUCAUUUUCUCGGACACCCAUGAGAAAUUUUCUUUGGUGUUAUUACAGAUGACUAAUUACAUCUUUAGGCCUUAAGAAAUGGAAAAAAGAAUGCAAUACUCUGUAAGUUAUUCUGGUAAAAGGUUUUUGUCCACUGAGAAUUAAAAUUACUCAAUUUCCUAGUGGAUUCCGUCGUAACUACUCACGGGCUGUUACUUCAUUUAAGUUAAGGACACCUUGAUGCUACACCUGGCCGGCGCCCAUUCCCUGUGAGUUCGGCCUCACUUUCAAAUGGACUUUUCUGAAGCGUUUUUCAGAGAAAAACGUGCUAAUGAAUGUAUUUUAACUGGCAAGCAUUCUUGUGAAACUUGAAAACGCUGAUACUUAAAAAAAAUCCGCGGCAUUUUAACAUGAAAAUGAAAACUCCAGUGAAGAACAAGUCUGUUGGUUUCGAUAUAUUUUAACUAGUUGCAU